AUGGACUUUAUUCAAAAUUUAAUCAAAAAACUUUUUCCACAUAAUAUUAUAACUCAUCAUAUAAAUGACUUAACUAAUGAACCAUCCGAUCAAAAUAAUAUAAAAAAUGAUAUUUGUAUAAGUAUAGAAAAAGAAAAUAAAUCUCGACAAUUUUGUCGUCUUACCAUUGAACAACUAACAACAUUAUUUGAACAUUGUCCUGUAUCCGAUCGAACUUUAUAUGAAGUUAUUUCUCUAUCGAAGCCUGUGAAAGCAUAUAUUGAUUAUGAGUACUUCAUCGACAAAAACCUUGAUAUAGAAAAUCAUUACAUUGGUCCUAUAUCUUCUCUUAAAAUACUUUACUAUUUUCUAAAUAUUCCAAAUGAUACUAUUGAUACAAUCGAAACUUAUACACAAAAGAUUUUAAAACAAUUUCUAGUUUUACAAGCAUCAACAAACGAAAAAAUAUCCUAUCAUUUUAUACAUUCGAAACCAUCAGUUUUAUUUGAAAAUGUAUCAACUCUUGGUAUUUUCCUCAAAGCUAUUAUUCAUUUUCUCCUAUUCUCAAUUAUUCAACAUAAAUGUACAAUGUUUAAUAUCAAUUCACCACCAGAACCCUGUACAAUAUCAAAUUUAAUUCAAAUCUUAGCUCCAUAUGUCAGUAUACUACGAAAACAUUGUACUUCAUGUACAAUAUCGAUUCCUUAUGUUUCAAUUGCUGAUAUUUUAUAUUUGCUUGUACGAAGUGCAGCAGAUAAAUGGAUCACAGCAAUUGAUAUAAAUGUUUAUUCAAAAAACCAACAAUUUCGUUUAUUUAAUAGUGUAAAAUACGGAAAAAACAAUCCCCUUAUUCCCUCAACUACAUUUCCUUUUGAUUCUUCGCUACAAUAUUCGUUCAGUGAUAUUCUUAAAAAAUCAUUAAUUACAUUAAUUGAAAAUCAUCAAAUACCAAAAAUUUAUUUCAAAAAUAAAAAUCUUAUAAUUCAUUUUCCACCUUAUUCUAAUUCCAAUUCAACAACUACAAUUCCACAAAAUUUAUUAAAUAUUAAAAUAAUUAAUGAUCACAGAGACCACUCAUAUUUUCUUAAUCUAGAUAUAAAUACUAAUACGAAUCAAAAUUCCUCUUCGUCAUUACAUCCAAAUCAAUCUAAUAAACUAGAUUUAUCUAUACCUGAUGUCCAAAUAUUUAUUACUUUUGUUCAGAACAUCAUUACAUCUGAUCCAUCUCAUCAAGGCUAUAUACAUUCAUGCAUUAGAGGAACUUACAAUAAAAGUUUAUUAUUUUUCAAUAUAGCAGGUCAUUAUAAAUAUUGUCCAAAGAAAAAAGAUCAUCAUCAACAUAACAACGUAGCUAUCAUCAUAAAUAUUAAAACCUAUACAUACAGCAUUCGAUGUAAAGAUCCUGAAUGUAAUAAUACUAUAUUGUCCUGGAAAAAAAUAAAAUAA
Messenger RNA from Rotaria sordida, 1425 nucleotides. The record is from the annotation of a GenBank genome assembly. NCBI's taxonomy places the organism in Eukaryota, Metazoa, Rotifera, Eurotatoria, Philodinida, Philodinidae.